Molecule: messenger RNA, 2381 nt
Organism: Lobosporangium transversale
Lineage: Eukaryota; Fungi; Mortierellomycota; Mortierellomycetes; Mortierellales; Mortierellaceae
Product: Endonuclease/exonuclease/phosphatase
Exons: 1
Coding region: 153-2282 (709 amino acids)
Biological process (GO): phosphatidylinositol dephosphorylation
Molecular function (GO): phosphatidylinositol-4,5-bisphosphate 5-phosphatase activity
Source: RefSeq, a predicted model, not a curated record
CGUUCAGUUGCCUUUGUCUCCAGCCCUCUUAAAACUGCUGACCUCCUUUUCAUUUCGUUUCAGACUUCACAUUAGUCUUCUUGAUUGCACUUUUGUUGCUUGACUAACAAGAUUACUCUUCUAGUUCUCAUCCUGUCUAAGUUCUGACAGCCAUGGUCAUUAUUCAGCAAUCUCAGACGCCCGCUGUGCUGAUUGGCACAUUUAACAUGGCUCAACGUCCGAUUGAACAGGACCUUUCGGACUGGUUGGCCACUCACCCAUCCUUGUCUACACAUAUCCAUGAGUCUGUCCCUGGGAGCCCUUUGGUGCCACCCUCAACCGCAUCUGCCGCCGAGAUGCUUGCAGCAGCAGCAGCAGCAACUGCCACAGCGAGCGCCCUCUCUGCCCCGCUCAUUCCUGAUAUCAUUGCGGUAGCAUUGCAAGAGUUUGCGCCCUAUCCUGAUGCCUUCAUUCAUGACACGUACCGCAUCAAGUCUAAAAUUGAUGAAUUAGCACAAACGAUUCUCCGGACGCUUCACAAGACUUUUGCAGGUGGUCACCGCUUCAGUCUCAUUUCACAGACUGCUCAAGUUGGAAUGGCUCUCCUUAUCUUCACGCGAGAUGGAGCUAUGACAGAAUAUGUUGACAGGAUCUUAAACAGUUCUGUGGGCACAGGACCCUGGGGUAUGGGGAAUAAAGGUGCUAUUGCGACUAGGUUGUCGAUUAGACUUCCACUGACAACUGCGGCGGUGGCGACGACAGCCAAUGGAAGUUUUGGUAUUAGUCGCUCUGGGUUUGAGAUUUGCUUUAUCAAUGCACACCUUAGUGCACAUUUGGACGAAAUCAAACGAAGAAACGAUGAUUACCUCGCAAUUUGUCGGAGGAUGAUUUUUGUAGAUGACCGAGAUAACCAUGUGAAGGGUCUGCUGUUUGAACAUCAGGAGCGGUUAUCGUCUAAAGCCUCCUCGUUUUCUUCCUCGUUUGAUCAACAACGCGAGCAAGAGAUAGAUGAUGACAACGAAUCUUUCUAUCAGGGUGAUAAUGAUACUGGACCAUUGCUCCCAAAGAAGAAAAAGAACUCACAAUCCAAUAAUAACGACAGCAAUCAAAAGAAGCGUUAUCAUGCAGAGCAAGAAAAAAAGACAAGUCUUCCACCCUGGGAAGAGUCUAUUUUUUCGAGCGACUACAUCUUCUGGGCAGGUGAUCUCAACUAUCGUCUGGACCUUGCAAAAUCCGAUGGUAACUUGACCAAAAGGAAGACGAAAAAGAAGCUUUCUUCGGAGGAUAUGCUUUCUCAGUCCACUAUGCCGGAUUUGACAGCUGGUGAGAUCGUCCAUGCAAUCAAACAGGGCCACCUACGGCAGUUAUACAGUCAUGAUCAGCUUAGUGCGCAGCGUAAAACCAUGAAUGUUUUCAAACAUUUUCAUGAAGCACCGCUGGCUUUCCCUCCAACUUACAAAUUCAGGAUGGGAUCAAAUGAAUAUAGCAUUACAAAGCGCGUGCCUGCAUGGACAGACCGAGUGCUCUGGUACGUCCAUCCAAGACAUGAGGGCAGCCUUGACGAGGACAAGGAUGAGGAACUGGACGCAUGGGAUGAGCAUUCCCGGGGAUUAGGCUCAGGAGCGUUACCAAUGGAACCUUCUAAGGGGCCAACAAGAAGACGCGAGGACAGCUCCCCAGGAACCUGGUCAUCGGCCUCCUCCUCAAGCACGCUGUUCAAAUCAAAAUCCAGAGGCACAUUCUCCAGUCUGGCGAAAAAAGGCGGAGCCAGGGCUGUAAUUAGUGCGAGUCUGUUUCAACCACCAUUGAAUAUGGAACCAACACAUGAUGCCGCUCCUUCGUCAUCGACAAUCUCUGCCAACAAUAGCUCAUCAGUCCAUCGAAUUCCAUUAUCGACUGCUCGGUCAUCCAGUUCAAUUAAUGGCCUCUCAUCUAGGACUAACGGACAUAGCCAACAACAACAGCAACCACUCACUCAAUCACCUGGAUCAACACUGGUGUCGAUAUCUGGAGAACCAUGUACUAGCCCACUAUUAAUUCAUUACUAUACAUCACAUCCAUAUUACCUAUCUUCAGAUCACAAACCUGUAUCAGCAUUGUUUACGCUUUUACCACACAACUUGGCAGCACAACUAGAGCCCAAUCCAUAUGGCAUUGACCCAGCCUGGCGUCGUAAAAAGUAUAUAGGAAAGAAAUUGACGACAGUGGUAGGACACUUUCUGCGCUGGGGCUUCUUGGUACUUGGCUUGGGAGCGCUUGGAUCGCUGAUGGUGCUGGUGAGGAAACAUCUACAUGGAUGGUAGUAACUUAUUCUUAAUAUUCAUUGUCAGUCAAUGGUGAGUUCUAAACAUUCAACAGACACGGCCAACAGCUUAAUAAUAUGCACUAAUUUUGAAUAUAAU